AAGAUAGGUAUUGUUUAUUUGUUUUUGGGUAUGUGAUCUGGUUUUGUAGGAUUGGGCUUGAGAUGUGGAUUAGUAUGUAUUUGGGUUCUGGUGUGGGGUGGACAUUUUAUCCUUCUCUGUCUAGAAAGUAUGUUUAUGGCAUGGGGGUUUAUUAUAUGUUAAUUUCUUUGCACUUGGCCAAUAUGUCUAGGAUAUUAGGUGCACUGAAAUUUAUUAUAACAUGCGGUGGUGAUUUUAUAAUGUUUCAACACUCACAUAUGCAGAGAACUGAGAAAUUGAGAGUCGCCAGUGAGGUAUUUAAGUUUGUUGGUAUGGAUAUAAAGAGAAUGACCUUCUUUAGUGCUGUAACAGCAUUAAUAGGUAUACCGACUGGUCUGAAGGUGAUUUCCUGGGUGUCCAUGCUAACGUCUGUAUCUGUUGGCUUAGGGUAUCCUAUUUAUGCUCAGGCUCCUUGUGUUUUUUCAGCUGUUGAAUUUAAAUUGUGUUUUUUUCCAAUGUAUUAUUUUGGGAUGUGCGUUUUACCGCCUCAAGUUUGUGUUUAUGAUACGUCCUUUUAUUGGAUGAAUGGCGUGUGUACUCUGGGUAGGUUUUUGUCUUCUUUAGUGUUUGUUUUUUUAUGUAUAUUCUGUGGAAUUCGUUAA
This is a messenger RNA of Protopolystoma xenopodis, 641 nucleotides long. Lineage: Eukaryota; Metazoa; Platyhelminthes; Monogenea; Polystomatidea; Polystomatidae. The record is from the annotation of a GenBank genome assembly.